CAUUCUUUGUGAAUUUAUAAUUUCAGAUUACACAUACAUAAUGUUUCUGUGGCUUUUAGCCGGAUUUUUUGUUCUUUUGUGGAUUUAUUUAAGAAGAAACUAUGGAAAACUUGAAAAGUGUGGUAUACCUGUUAUCCCUCCUUUCCUGUGUUUUGGGAGUGGACCAUGGGCACUGCAUAAAUAUCAACUAGCAGAGUUGGAUGAGAAGAGAGUUGCCAAGUAUGGGAAAGUGUUUGGAGCAUAUAUUCUAAGCCAGCCUAUGGUGUAUGUAGCAGACGCUGAUAUUAUCAAGCAAAUUACUACAAAGGAUUUUGAAAGCUUUCAUGGCCAUCUUUUCAAAUUUGGAGACCAAAAGUUUCGCACCCUGGAUAUUGCGGAUGGGGAGGAAUGGAGAGAACUGAGAAAAGGUAUGUCACCCAUCUUCACAUCUGGAAAGAUCAAAGGCAUGUUGCAGUACGUGAACUGCACAUUGGAUAACAUGAUGGAGCACCUGGAGAAGAGAGUGAAGGAGGACCCAGUUAUAGACCUGAAACCUGUGUUCCAAAAGAUGACAAUGGAUGUGAUUGGAAAAUGUGCAUUUGGAAUAGAAAUUAACUGUUUUGAAGGAAACACUGAUCUGCUGCGACUAGGAAAUGGAGUCUUAGAAGGAUUCAAAGUCAAAAAUGCAAUGGAUGCUUUCUUCAUGAAUAUCUUUUUGGGAUUAUCCGGCAUAGAAAACUAUCUAGAUAUGGUUCCUCCAGAAAUGAAAGAAUUGUGGAAAAUAUUCAAAAAUAUUGAAAAUGGAAGAAAAGUACCUAAUGGGGAUUUUAUUGAUAAAAUGGCAGAAAUGAAAAAGCAAGUUCAGAAUGGCGAAUUAAAACAUCUAAGCGAAGAUCAAAUUACAAGUCAAUCCAUAAUUUUUCUUAUUGCUGGAUAUGAAACUACAGCAAGUACUCUUGGAGCGUUGUGCUAUCAACUUGUGAAAAACACUGAGGUUCUAGAAAAGCUAGUUGCUGAGAUUGAUCAAGUUCUGGAGGAGUUUGAUGGAAAGCUUGAUCAUGAAACUGUUGCUGAGAUGCCAUACCUGGAGGCCUGUGUAAAGGAAACACUCAGGUUUUCUUCUCCAGUAUCAAGAAAUGACAGAAUUUGCAACAAAGACUUUGAAUACAAGGGUAUAAAAAUACCAAAGGGUACAGGUAUUGGAAUAUGCGCUCAAGUUGUACACUUUGACCCAGAGUACUGGCCUGAACCCUACAUGUUUAAACCAGAACGGUUUCUCAAAGAGAAUGCUGGUAGCAUAGUUCCUUGUUCAUGGCUGCCCUUUGGAUCUGGUCCCAGAGCAUGCAUUGGAGAGAGAUUUGCUAUGAUUGAGAUAAAAAUGGGAACUGUUCGACUUCUUUCCAAAUAUAAGAUAGAAAUAGACUCUAAAACAAGGUAUCACGUUGAUAAAGGAGAGGUUUUCUUGGCUCUCUACACAGACAUGUUCCUCAAAUUAACAGAACGUUAAUUUCCUCAUAAAUGGCACUUUCAAACAUGUUUUGUUCUUCACAAUUAGUUUUAAAAUGAUUCAUGACUUCUACAGGGUUAGUCAUAAAGGAUGAGACUUCUGAACAUUCAGAGACAGUUGUACAAUAUUUUUUUGAAUCCCUCAAGGGUUUAAAUUUCCAUUGGUUCAAAUUUAUUAUUGAUAACUUUAUUAAAGGCUGAUAACCAAGUUAAACUCUUUUAAAUUGUUUCCAUAAGAAGAGUUUUAGGUUGACAAUCAAGUCUCAUCCUUUGAGGGUAAUUCAAUAUCUGAAAAACUGUAUGAUUUUAAGAUCCUAUGAUUUAGUUAUUCUUUUUUGAACAAUGUGUUUAAAAAAUCCCAACUCUUUUGAUUGUAAUUUCAAGAGAUAAUUGAGGUAAUUUAAAAAAAACGUAACUUUUGGAACAAGGCCCAAAUUUCACUAAGAAUAUUCCUUUGGUAAAAUAACAGAGUCGAUGGCAAUACUCAAUUGGUCUCUGAUCAUUGGCUGAAAAUACUGCUUGCUUCUUAUUGGUUGAAGAAAAGCAUCCCGCCAAGGAGAAUGGACCAUUUACAUGAACCCCAUUCAUGACUUGUAAAAAAUACCCUAAUAUUAAAAGAAAAUAUAUGAAAAAUGGGA
Eurytemora carolleeae is the source of this 2123-nucleotide messenger RNA. RefSeq names its product cytochrome P450 3A24. Bases 41 to 1486 code for a protein of 481 amino acids. The transcript has 12 exons. The record is from RefSeq and is a predicted model, not a curated record. Lineage: Eukaryota; Metazoa; Arthropoda; Copepoda; Calanoida; Temoridae. Gene Ontology annotation, molecular function: monooxygenase activity; iron ion binding; oxidoreductase activity, acting on paired donors, with incorporation or reduction of molecular oxygen.